Molecule: messenger RNA, 3053 nt
Organism: Phycodurus eques (leafy seadragon)
Lineage: Eukaryota; Metazoa; Chordata; Actinopteri; Syngnathiformes; Syngnathidae
Gene: barx2
Product: BARX homeobox 2
Exons: 4
Coding region: 190-1089 (299 amino acids)
Biological process (GO): regulation of DNA-templated transcription
Molecular function (GO): DNA-binding transcription factor activity, RNA polymerase II-specific; DNA binding
Source: RefSeq, a predicted model, not a curated record
UUGGUUUAUAUAGAAGUGGAUGUGAGUUAGUGCACGUCUCAGCCUCCAACGAAUCUUCUUGCCAUACAAUGAGAGCGCAGUAGUUGAGGUGGCGUUGCAGCAUAGUGCGCACAGUGGUCUUCUCCCGCUCCCCACUUCAAAGUCUUCUUGCCCUCGUUUCGACACUUCCCACCCAGGAAGCCAGCCAGCAUGCACUGUCAAGCCGAGGUGAGGCUCUCCUCUCCCGGCCAGCUGAAGGCUGCCAGGCGGCGCUACAAGACCUUCAUGAUCGACGAGAUCCUCUCCAAGGAGGCUUGUGAUUAUUUUGAGAAGUUUUCCCUCUGCUCCGUGUGCCCGUCGCUCAUCGUCCGACCGAAGCCUCUUCACUCUUGUUCCGGCUCCUCUUCACUACGUGCCUACCCACUCCUCUCGGUCAUCACACGGCAGCCUCCCAACCACCCAGGCCACCUCGGACACACACCUCCAUCCCCGGGCGGAGUGCCACCCCACCUGCCCCUGCUGUCGUCGCAGCACGGCCGAGGCUCCGAGCCGUCGCCCAGCCAAACGCCCCUCAGUAUCAGCAGUGACUCGGAGACAGAGCGCGGCACCCCCCGCCUGAAGAAACCCCGUCGCAGCCGCACCAUCUUCACGGAGCUGCAGCUAAUGGGGCUCGAGAAGAAGUUCCAGAAGCAGAAGUAUCUGUCCACACCUGACAGGUUAGACUUGGCACAGUCCCUUGGCCUCACACAGCUUCAGGUGAAGACAUGGUACCAAAACAGGCGCAUGAAGUGGAAGAAGAUGGUGCUCAAAGGAGGUCAGGAGGCACCUACCAAGCCUAAGGGCCGACCCAAGAAGAACUCAAUUCCCACUACUGAGGAAAUAGAAGCUGAGGAGCGGCGGCUGAAGCAGGAAGAAGAGGAGCAGCUGAGAAAGAUGGAGGGAAACGCCACGCCGGCUCACGCAGAAGAAACUGCGCCUCAGCUGGAUCCCGACGUACUAAGCUCCGUGCCGACGCCCACCCCACAACGUCAGAGUGCAGCAAGGGGGACGGAGGGCGCAGAGCAGGCGAUUCCUCUCCUAAUACCCUCAGAGACUCAUGCAGAGAGCUAAGCAACAAGAACACAACCAAAGACUGAUCCCCUGCCCCAAAGCCUGCAAACAAAUAGUGCCUCAUGAUCACUUUACACAUAGGUGGUUUGCUAUCAGAGGAGCUACAAAUAUUUUCAGGGGUGAAAAUAUAUAUAUAUUAACUAAACACUUUUGUUUUCACUCCCAUUUCAAGAAAGAUGUCAAAUUCCAUUUAUGAAAACAAAGGACAAACUUGAUCCAAUUCUUUCUCUUUUCACCCGGUCCCUCAGCGGUGACAUCUCAGAAAAGCCAAAGAAAAAGCAAAUCCUGUGGAACAAAGCCUUUGGAGGCGCACCGAACUGAUGUCUCAGAAGAUAUACUCAAGUGCGUCAUGAUUUUCUUGCGCAGAUAUACUGUAGUACUCGUUUACCAGUUUCAGCCUCACAACUUCAGAGGUUCCACUGUAUUUUCUGUUCUCCAAACAAGUUGGUGUAGUAAAAAACGGGUGCAAAGUCAAGGUAAGAAGCAUAUAGAAGCUUGAAGUACAGUGUCCUAAAAGGAGAAAGAUUCACUGGUUAGAAAGCGCACAGUUCAAGUCGAGGGAAUCUGCCACUGUCAACCUAAUAAUUUUGGUUUUGGAUUCAAAAAAAUUUGAAACUCAAAAUUUGGAGACUCAUGAUUUUUAUUGGACAGUGACAGUAUACUCCUUCAACUCGUGGAAAAUGAGAGUAAAAAACACAAGUGUACAAAUAAUGGCCGAGUGUAAAUACCAACUUGCAGUUCAUGUAGUUUUGAGGAAAAGUGCUGAGGAGGGCAGGCCGGAGACCGAAAUGAACCUAAAACGUAGCAACUGCAGUACAAUUUGUGAGUUAUGCAUUCGUUUGUUGUGCUCCUUUGAGGCUGCGUCUGCUCAGUCUACAUUGACGUUUGGGUGGAGAUCAGAAGGUACUGUACGUCAUGAGUGAAGGUGAUGUAAAAGGUAAAUCAAUUUCUUCACCAAUAAGAAAUUUAAUUUACACAAAGAAAAUGAUUGCAAUGGUAGUUUUGCUACAAAUGCAGUGUAUGUCCUAUCUCAAGUCGGCCAAUGAAGCCUUAGUCACAACACAGUGAUAUUUAUUACAGAAUUAAAUGAUUUCUCACUGAUAUUGAUCCGCCAAGCUGCCUCACAUGAUGCAUGUGCCAAAAUGUUAGCAUUUGCCUUACUGUGCUAUAUGUAGCAUUAUUUCACUGCCAAAAAAAUCAUAACAAAUAUUACAGUGCCUUGUUGGUUGCAGAGGGAAGCAAAUACAGUACAUUUUAAAGUUACUUUCAAACUUGUCAUUUGAGUUCUUCUAGGAAGCUUUAUACUUCAUAUUUGUUUAACAUUGUACCUGCAAAUACUGUAGAAAUGUGUAAAUUAUAAGAUAUAUGGUCCUUUUGAUAUCUGUAUGUAUACAACAUUAUUUUUAACUGCUGUUUGAAAUUUGGAUUAGUAAAAUAGUUUGUAUGUCUAAUGUUGCAGCUGUCCAGGAUCUUUUGCUUCUCUUGCGGUGUCAGGAUGGCUCCUCUUUCUGCCUCAAAAGCCAUUAGGAACUUUUAAGCUGUCAGAGAUUCUCCAAAGAAAUAAAUUACAGCCUCUUUGCCAAAGAUACACAGCAACAUUUAAAGUGUCAGACGUUUUCAGCCUGCAGGCUUUUGCUGUCUUUAACUGUCUGUGACUGACUUUGCCUCAAAAGCUUUUGUUCCGCCUUGCAAGCGUUUUUUGCAGCUUGAAUAUGAAUCCAACACAUGUAUUUGUAAUUGAUUCAUAUGAAAAAUGCAGUAUUUUUCUGAUGUAAAUAAUGCUUGUUUGCAGAGCUUGUUUGCCAUCUUUCAGGUUUGUGUGUUUAUAUAUUUAAAUGCACAUAUUGGUUACCAAUUCAAGUUCCCAUGUUAUUAUUAUUGCUGUUUUGCAUUUUCAUUGAUUGAAUUUUGUUUUUACAUUUGAACCUUCUCAUGAAACCUAUUAAAGUAACAGUAAGGAGUCA